AUGUUCUCGCCAUACAGAAGGAAAUCUAUUGUGGCCUGUAUUGUGCUCGUUGUUUUAGAGUGUUGUUGGGACGCGGUAUCAGGGCAGCUCUCUUAUUCUGUAUCAGAGGAGGUGAAUCCGGGAACAUCAGUGGGAAAUAUCGCUAAGGAUCUAAACCUUAAUGUUCAGGAACUGGAAUCGCGCAUGUUUCAGAUUGUCACGGGAUCCAAGAAAAAAUAUUUCGAGGUAAAUCUAAAAACUGGGUUUCUGUAUGUGAGCGAAAGAAUAGACAGAGAGGAGCUUUGUGCCAAAGCACCCAAAUGUACAGUCAAUGUAGAAGCGGUUAUCAACAGUCCAUUAAAGCUUUAUCAGAUAGAAAUUAAUAUUGUGGAUGUAAAUGACAAUUCUCCGUCUUUCAGCGAGAAAUCACAAACGCUAGAAAUUGCUGAGACCACCACUUUGCCUGGUGUUAGAUUUCCUCUCCAUCACGCUACAGACGCAGAUGUUGGGAAAAAUUCAAUAAAUACUUACAAGCUUAGCACGAACGAGUAUUUUUCUUUAGCUGUCCACAAAGGAGGGGAACAGAGUGUGUCUGCUGAAUUAGUGCUGCAGAAAGCUUUAGAUCGAGAGAAACAGCCUGUGAUCCAGCUCACAUUGACCGCUGUAGACGGAGGAACCCCAUCUAAAACAGGCACAUCUCUUAUAAUUAUCAAAGUUUUAGAUAUUAAUGAUAAUGCUCCUGCUUUCAGUAAGCCCUUGUAUAAAGCAACCAUUUUUGAAAAUGUGGCUAUUGGAACGACAAUUGUGGCGUUAAAUGCGACAGACUUUGAUGAAGGUACUAAUAGUGAUAUUGUUUAUUCUAUAAUUAAAAGAGAUCAGAAUAAAAUCCUGCAGAUUUUUGAAAUUGACCCGAAUACUGGUGCCAUCACAGUUAAAGGCAAUAUAGAUUUCGAGGAGAACAACGCAUUUGAGAUCCGCGCACAGGCCAGUGAUAAAGGGCAGCCUCCGAGUAUGACGUGUGUUUUAGCUCGGACACACUGA
This is a messenger RNA of Sinocyclocheilus anshuiensis, 1020 nucleotides long. RefSeq names its product protocadherin alpha-8-like. The record is from RefSeq and is a predicted model, not a curated record. Gene Ontology annotation, cellular component: plasma membrane. Gene Ontology annotation, biological process: homophilic cell-cell adhesion. The coding region runs from base 1 to 1020 and encodes 339 amino acids. Gene Ontology annotation, molecular function: calcium ion binding. Lineage: Eukaryota; Metazoa; Chordata; Actinopteri; Cypriniformes; Cyprinidae. The transcript has a single exon.